AUGUCCAACCUCUCAGCGACAGUUGCCGAAAUCAACAACCGCACCAGCGCGGCUCUCAACUCCCUCACCCGCCUCCACUCCCUCCUCCAACAGCAACGCACCCACUCCCUCACUCUUGAAAACGAGCUCGCUGCUCUUAGCACUGCCGCCACCACGCACCUCUCCGACCCGCCCCCCCUCUCCGCCGCCGCUCUCAGCUCGCUCUUAGCUAAGCACGCCGGGCAGCUUUCGGCAAAUUCCGAAAAGCUGACCGAGAAAUUCAAGCAGGAACUUGUGGACGAAGUGGUUUCGGUGAAGGAUAUGAUUCUGAGAGUGGCUGGGCCAGUGGCACAAGCAGGACUGAGGCUGGAGCUUCAAGGGGAGCUGGAAAAGGUGACAAAGGGAGUCGUGGGAUCGGUGUCAGCGGCAGUGGGGGAGCACAGCAAGGAGACGGUUUCGGAACUUAGUAAAGCGCUGGUGGAGAGAAGCAAAGAGGCGGCGGUGGAGAUAGCGAGGAUAGGAGAGAAGGCAGCGGCUGAAGCUGCAACGGCUGCUGCUGCUGCUGUAGCUGCGAAGCUGGGGCCAGGGGGAGGGCUGAGACAGGGGGUGGGGGGGAAGCAGGGGGGAGUGGAUGGGGGGAGUGAAGGGAAGGAGCUGGGAAAGGAGUUGAAAUCCCUGCAUGAGUCCCUUCAAAUGUCCAUCAAGGAAGCAGCAGGUCGCGUGGCUGAUCUGGUGCAGCAUGCAGAGCAGAUUCGAACCCACUUGGCUGCUGCGUCGUCUUCUGGCAACGUGAACAGUGUGGUGAACAGUACAGUGAACAGUGCGGUGAACAGCGCUGUGGAGCGGUUGGAGAGGGUUGCUCGGCAGCUGGUGGAACGAGGAGGGGAGAGGAGUGAGAGAGGGGCGGGUGGAGGAGGGGAGGAGGCAGCGCGGCUCAAGGCGGAGCUGGAAAAGAAGGAGGAGGUGAUAUCGCAGCUGCAGGCGCGGCUGUCAGCAGCAGCGGGUCACGGAGCACUGGGGGGGAAUGCCCAGGCAUCUCAGGGCACGCUUCCCCGAUUUGGUGGCUACAGCUUCGUCCACUUCAGCUCGUACCAGGUGGGGGAGGCGUCCUUUGCAGCGCUGGGAGUGGGGCUGCGAGCAGCAAGAGACCUGCGCCGCGCCCACCACUGUGUGUGCGUUCCGCCCUUCCCGCCCUUGCCUGUUCCCCGCCCUUGCUUCCCCGCCCUUGCCUACAGCAGGGAGACGACCUACGAGACGCUCAUUCUGCUCUGCUCCUUCCCCUCGCCCAUCCCUGCUGUCAAUGAGGGGGUGGUCGGGGCAGUCGUAGACGAUGAGCUCAUCCCACUGCUGCUAAGGUGGGUGCUUACUGCUAAGGGGGGUGCAAGCAAGCACUCUUUAUCAGACACGCCCCUGCGCAUUCUGCUCUGCUCCUUCCCCUCGCCCAUCCCUGCUGUCGAUGAGGGGGUGGUCGGGGUAGUCGUGGACGAUGAGCUCGUCCUGCUAUUGUUAAGUUCUCACCAAGCCAAACCACACUCCACUCCCUCUCUCUCCUCUCUCUCCUCUCCCUCCCUCCCUUACCACACCACGCUCUGCCUCGCCCCUCUCUACGGCCCCUCCGUCCUCCCUCGCUCCCUCCUCGAAUUCCUCCACUACCACUUCCUCCUCGGCGUCGACCACUCCACACUCUACGACUCAGGCGGCGCCACGUCAGCAGUCCGCGCUACGCUGGCCGCUGACGUGGCGCGGGGCCGCGUCGAGAUCGUCGCUCUCGACGGAAUCCGGCCGUUCAAUCCGUGGAACCACGGGCAGAUCCUGGCCCUCCAUGACUGUCUCUAUCGCGCCCGAACCACCUCUCAAUGGGUCCUCUAUUUAGACAUGGACGAUUUUCUCUACAUCCCUCCCUCCGCAACCCCUCUCCCCAUCCCUCCCCUCCAAGCCUUCCUCUCCCGCUUCCCCUCCCCGUCGCCCCCAUCCUCCUCCUCCUCAUCCACCCCUGCCACCGAAGCCGCCGCCACCAACGCAGCAGCAGCAGCAGCAGCAGCAGCUUACUCACCAUCCCACGCACCCGCACAGCCCGCCCCAGCAGUCAUCACCUUUGGCUCGCUCUGGUUCUCCGUGCGUCUCUGUCGCCCGCGGAUCGAACACGAAGAAGAAAUCCUAGGAGUCCCGCAAUACACGCACGAAUACACAGACUACGACGAGGCAAAGAAGGCGCUGCUGCCGGGAUCUGCGGACGAGGCGUGGGGCGGGCAGAGGGACGAUGAGUUUCUGGUGGAGCGGUUUGUGUUCCACUGGCCGGAGCCCGCGUGCCAUAGUAAUGGCGAGGGCGGCCGGUUUGUGAGCCCCAAGAUGUGCCUCGGGGAGCAGGGCCACCGCAAGUACCUCGUAGACCCGCGGAGGGUGGAGCGCAUGGGGGUGUUUGGGCCGCACAGUGACGACGCGCCCACAAUGCAGCUCUUAAACCUCAGCACGGACGAUCUGCUGCUGCUGCACUACCGCGAGCUCGGCUUCGUGAGCGACCUGCACGUCUGCAACGAGACGGUGCGCGUGCGCGACAACGUGGGGUGGUGGCACAACAGCACGGUGUACCCGCGCUCCGUGUGGCAGCUGCGGCAGAAGGUCCACUGCAAUUUCACACUCAAUGGGUGUGAAGACCCCACUUUUGAAGCCUUUUCACGCUCCUAG
Molecule: messenger RNA, 2664 nt
Organism: Closterium sp. Yama58-4
Lineage: Eukaryota; Viridiplantae; Streptophyta; Zygnematophyceae; Desmidiales; Closteriaceae
Source: the annotation of a GenBank genome assembly